Messenger RNA from Rhineura floridana, 2187 nucleotides. It is a transcript of the gene MYG1, whose product is annotated as MYG1 exonuclease. The transcript is spliced from 7 exons. Bases 84 to 1289 code for a protein of 401 amino acids. Lineage: Eukaryota; Metazoa; Chordata; Lepidosauria; Squamata; Rhineuridae. The record is from RefSeq and is a predicted model, not a curated record. Gene Ontology annotation, cellular component: nucleus; cytoplasm.
GAGUUUCAGGAAUACGGUAAAGUCGCACAGGCAAGUGCGAAGGAGGUAGGAAGGUCCCUGCUCUGACGCAGGCAUCGCUUGCUAUGCGCAUGCUCCGAAUAUUUGCUGGGUUUCCACGCUUGACUCGGAGCCUCAUGCCUGGGCCGAAGCGCCCCCGGCCAGCCCGCAUCGGCACCCACGGGGGUACGUUCCACUGCGACGAGGCGCUCGCAUGCUUCUUCCUGCGGCUUCUUCCCGCUUAUCAGCACCAGCUACUACUACAAAGGAAUGGUGAAGGGAUACUGAACAGAAACCACAAAGUGGACAGCCAGAAUGGCACCAGGCCCAUUUUGUUUCAGAGUUUUUGUUUUGUUAUCGCCCUGCUGUGCUCUCAGGAUGCAGAGAUUGUCCGCACGCGGGAUUCCCAGCUGCUGUCAGAGUGUGAUGUUGUGGUGGACGUUGGAGGCGAGUAUGACCCUCAGAAGCAUCGCUAUGACCAUCACCAAAGGUCCUUCAGGGAGUCCAUGCACAGUCUGAAGCCUGAUAAACCUUGGCAGACCAAGCUGAGUAGUGCAGGACUGGUGUAUGUCCAUUUUGGCUCUGAGAUUCUGGCCAGCCAGCUGGGCCUAAAGGAGGAGGAUCCUGUUGUGCAUGUGCUCUAUGACAAGUUGUACGAGAACUUUGUGGAAGAGAUUGAUGCGAUAGACAAUGGCAUCUCCCAGUGGGACGGGGAGCCCCAUUAUGCCAUGACUACCAAUGUGAGCUCCAGGGUUAGUUACCUGAACCCCCGCUGGAAUGACAAGGAUCAGGACACUGAGCCUGGUUUCCAGAAGGCCAUGGAGCUGGUGGGCAACGAAUUCUUGGACCGGCUUGAUUACUAUUACCGUGCCUGGUUUCCUGCACGCGCCCUUGUGGAGAAGGCCCUCCAGCAGCGCUUUGAGGUUGACCCCAGCGGUGAGAUUCUGGUGUUGGCACAGGGUGGUUGUCCAUGGAAGGAGCAUCUUUUCAGCCUAGAGGAAGAGCUGGAUGUGAAGAAACCUCUCAAAUUUAUCUUGUACACAGAUCUAGGGGGGCAGUGGCGGGUACAAUGUGUCCCUGCAGGGCUGCGCACCUUCCAGAACAGAUUGUCACUUCUGGAGGAGUGGCGUGGUUUACGCGAUGAGGAACUCUCCCAGGUCAGCGGGAUCCCUGGCUGCGUCUUCGUGCACUCCAGCGGCUUCAUUGGGGGAAACCACACUAAGGAGGGUGCGCUAGAAAUGGCACGGAAGACGUUGGCACAGCAGACUGAAACUAGCGCGUGCAGCUCUUGAGCCGCUAAGCCCCACCCAUCUGGACUUGAGGGGGGUUGUUUGUUUCGUGGGCUUGCCAUAAACUUUGUUUUUUCCAAAAAAGUGUUUUUUGUGUUUGUGAGAAAAAAUGCUGGUCAAACCACAGGGGUUGCCAACCUUUUUGGGCGAGUGGGCUCACUUGGAAUUUAGUGAGAAUGCCAAGGUUGCCUGUCACAAGAAGGCCGUUGUGGGAACUUGACAUAACACAAAGUGGCUGCCACUUCUUAAGAGCAGAAAAAGAGACAGGACCACAAAGUGGUGCACGUGUCUCCCCGCACCAAUCAAUCACCCCAUCGAUGGGAGAAAAAAGGCAUCAACAUCAGCCGCCACCAUGCUCGCUCACAGAGAGAAGUCCUUUGCUCCUCUGCUCUGUUCAGGACAGAAGAGGAUGGAUUUCCAGUCCUGGCAUCCAAUGAAAUGUAUCCAUGUUUAAGGGGGCAUUUUGGAGAGGAUGAGCCAGUGGAAAUCAGAAUCCAGCAUGAAGAGCAUUGUGGAUUUUUCAGGGGAUAUUUACUGAGACCUUUAGCAGGAGUACUGGUGGGCACAUUGGAGCCAGUAGGUGCCAUGAUGGUGACCCCUUAGCUGGAAGUAAACACUCAAAAGCUACGCCAAGUCAAAUCAUUUGGGAAUGAAGUUGAAAGGGCUUUGCCAUCUCUUUCCAGACUCUCUUAGGAGUUGGUCACAUGGGAAGAUACCCGGUUCAGAAACCAAGUGAUGGAUUUAGAGGCACAUAAACAUAAAGAGGGAAUGGCUGGCAUGAUAGGAGGGUGGAGGACCACUGCACCUGUGACCCAAUUUGUGUUAAUGUCAUGAAGGCUGUAGACACUGUACUUUGUGCUAAAAAUAAUAAAAAAAUUGUGCCCGGGCAAUCUGAAUUUGG